Molecule: messenger RNA, 2934 nt
Organism: Panicum hallii
Lineage: Eukaryota; Viridiplantae; Streptophyta; Magnoliopsida; Poales; Poaceae
Product: lysine-specific histone demethylase 1 homolog 1-like
Exons: 1
Coding region: 140-2695 (851 amino acids)
Cellular component (GO): nucleus
Molecular function (GO): protein binding; oxidoreductase activity
Source: RefSeq, a predicted model, not a curated record
CCCUUCCGACUCCCCCCACACUCCCGUUGCAUCCGCGGUUCCGCCCUAGGCCAAGCCCUGGACCCUCGCAAAUUCCCCAAAUCCCCCGGCCCCCGCUCCCACCCGCCGACCUCGCCGCCAACCCUCCUCGCAGGCCCCAAUGGAGGAAGGCAGCGACGCGCAACCGCCGCCCCCACCCCACGCCGAAGCCGCGGAGCAGCCACCCCCCGUCCCAAUGGACCAGGACGAGGGCCGGGGAGCAGCCGCAGAACCCAUGGAGGACGGAGAAACCGCCGCCGCAGAUGCGUCCGAGGCCGCGGAUCCCAUGGAGGACGGGGAAACGGCAGGGGACUCCACCGCGGCCGCGGAGCCCAUGGAGGACGACGCGCCCACGUCCUCCCCGACCCCGUCGGCGCCGUCCGCCACCGCGGCCGUCGACGACUCCACCAUCGCGCGGAAGCGGCGCCGCCGGAAGAAGCAGUUCCCCGGUAUGAUUCCCACGGCCGGCGUCCGCGUCCUCCGUGGAUCCUCCUCCUCCUCCGCCCACACCGCGGCGCAUCUGACCGGCGUCCCGCGUCGCCGGGGGCGGCCCCCGACCUCCUCCUCCCUCCGCCUCGCCCGGGAGCUCGACUCCGAGGCCCUCAUCGCUCUCGCCGCGGGGUUCCCCGCGGACUCCCUCUCCGAGGACGAGAUCGUUGCCGCCGUGCUCCCACGCAUUGGCGGCGCCGAGCAGGCCAACUACCUCGUCGUUCGCAACCACAUCGUCGCGCUCUGGCGCUCUAAUCCCCUUUCCCCAGUCGCACCCAACGCGGCGCUUGCUUCCAUUCGCGCUGAGCACGCGCUCCUUGUUGCCGCGGCGCAUUCCUUCCUGUCCGAGCACGCGUACAUCAAUUUCGGGCUUGCCCCCGCCGUCCUCUCGCUCCCCCCACGGUCUCCUCCCUCCUUUCCUCCCCCAUCUGUCCUCAUUAUUGGCGCUGGCCUUGCUGGUCUGGGUGCGGCACGCCACCUUAUAGCACUAGGCUUCAAGGUGGCCAUCAUCGAAGGUCGACUCCGACCUGGUGGCCGUGUGUUUACCAAGACAAUGCGUUCAUCUGCUGCAGAGUAUCCUGACACAGUUGCUGCUGCUGACCUUGGAGGCAGCGUGCUCACCGGUAUCAAUGGGAAUCCCCUUGGUGUCAUCGCACGGCAGCUUGGAUUCCCGCUCCACAAAGUGCGGGACAAAUGCCCACUGUAUCUUCCAGAUGGCCGCCCAGUUGACCCCGACAUGGAUGCUCGAGUUGAGGCUGCAUUUAACCAGCUUCUGGACAAGGUUUGCCAGUUGAGGCAGGUGAUUGCAGAUGGUGUGCCACAUGGUGUUGAUUUGUCACUGGGCAUGGCACUUGAGGCAUUCCGAGCAGCGCAUGGUGUUGCAGCUGAGCAUGAAGAAAGGAUGCUUCUGGACUGGCAUCUGGCGAACCUGGAGUAUGCUAAUGCUGCCCCUCUUGCUGAUCUCUCCAUGGCCUUCUGGGACCAGGAUGAUCCAUAUGAAAUGGGCGGAGACCACUGCUUUAUUCCUGGUGGAAAUUCUCAGUUUGUCCGUGCACUUGCUGAUGGCAUCCCGAUAUUCUAUGGACAGAAUGUGCGAAGGGUACAGUAUGGGCGUGAUGGUGUGAUGGUGCACACUGAUAAGCAGUCGUUUCGUGGUGAUAUGGUUCUCUGUACAGUUCCUCUUGGCGUGCUCAAGAAGGGUGACAUCAAGUUUGUGCCUGAGCUACCAGCUCAGAAAAAAGAGGCCAUCCAGAGAUUGGGUUUUGGUCUGCUUAACAAGGUUGUGAUGCUGUUCCCAUAUGAUUUCUGGGAUGGUAGGAUUGAUACAUUUGGUCACUUGACAGAAGACUCUUGUCAGCGUGGCGAGUUCUUCCUGUUCUACAGCUAUUCUUCUGUCUCAGGAGGGCCAUUGCUCAUUGCCCUUGUUGCUGGGGAAUCUGCAGUCAAGUUUGAGGAGGCUUCACCAAUGGAAAAUGUUGAGAAGGUGCUGGAAACACUUAGGAAAAUCUUUUCUCCCAAGGGGAUUGAAAUUCCAAACCCAUUGCAAGCAAUAUGCACUCGAUGGGGUACCGACAGGUUUACUUAUGGAUCAUACUCAUAUGUUGCUAUUGGCGCCUCUGGUGAUGACUAUGACAUUUUGGCUGAGAGUGUGCAUGAUAGAGUUUUCUUUGCUGGGGAGGCAACAAAUAGGCGGUACCCCGCUACAAUGCAUGGAGCCCUGCUUAGUGGGUAUAGGGAGGCUGCUAACAUUUUAAGAGCAGCUAGAAGGAGAGCUAAAAAAGUGGACUCGCCUGAGAAAAUGGAUAUUAAUAUUGAAGUAAAAGUGGAUGUCAACGGUGAAGUCAAAGACAAUGUUAAAGAUAGCAACAUUCGUUUGGAUGAUCUCUUCCGUUCUCCUGAUGAUGCAUUUGGGGGUUUCUCAGUUCUCCAUGAUCCAUCUACCUCGGAACCCGAUUCAAUUUCCUUGCUGCGUGUUGGAAUUGGUGCUAGAAAGCUAGGUUCUGGUUCACUUUUCCUCUAUGGAUUGAUAAUGAGAAAGAAUGUACCUGUGCUGGCUGCAAUUGAGGGUGAUGAACAACGGUUGAGUACAAUGUACCGAGAUUUUGGGACAAAACUUGUGGGAUUGGAUAGCUUGGGUGAUGCUGGGGAAAGCCUUAUCUCUCGGAUAAAGGCUGCUUAUAGGAAAUAAUGCCAAAGUAUGUUUAGAUGGUCAACUGUCACCUGUAAUCGUUUUCAGCUCCGAGCGCUGAGUUCUUAUGCUCAGCAUAGUUACUGACCUCUGUAAUUCAUUCAUUUGAUUAAUUGCCUCAUUUUUCUCGUCUCUCAUCAAUGUGUUAAGUUCUGCCAUGUUGUGCUGAACUGCUGAUAAACCAUCGGAGAAUAAUCAAAGUUCAUAUCACCACAUCAAACAAUGUGGUUUUCGAAUCA